Messenger RNA from Salvia miltiorrhiza (redroot sage), 1598 nucleotides. RefSeq names its product equilibrative nucleotide transporter 3-like. Gene Ontology annotation, molecular function: nucleoside transmembrane transporter activity. Gene Ontology annotation, biological process: nucleoside transmembrane transport. Gene Ontology annotation, cellular component: plasma membrane. The transcript has 10 exons. The coding region runs from base 99 to 1358 and encodes 419 amino acids. The record is from RefSeq and is a predicted model, not a curated record. Lineage: Eukaryota; Viridiplantae; Streptophyta; Magnoliopsida; Lamiales; Lamiaceae.
ACCUGAACAGAUGGCAUGUAUAUAAAUAUAUUGUUUUAUGAGUAUCCACGUUUUCUAGGAUGCAACAAUCUCAUCUUUCAUUUUCGUAGAGGAGAACCAUGACUCAUAUUGAUUCAAGCGCGGUCCAAAUUCCCACUAGGGUUGAGGGCAAAUUUAAGGCCUCUGUCGUAUGUUGGUUUCUUGGAUUAGGCGGUCUUGUCGCAUGGAAUAGUAUGUUAACAAUUCAAGAUUAUUACUAUGAGUUGUUCCCACGCUAUCAUCCCUCUAGGGUGCUUACCUUAGUUUAUCAGCCAUUUGCAUUUGGAACGAUGGUAGUACUUGCUUACUACGAGGCGACGACGGAUACAAGGAGGCGAAUCUUGUAUGGAUACAUCAUUUUCUUCUUAAGCACAUUAGGACUUAUACUGAUAGAUUUAGGAACGUUAGGGAGAGGAGGGAUCGGGGAUUAUAUCGGGAUAUGUGUUUUCGUUGCUGCUUUUGGAGUAGCAGAUGCCUGUGUCCAAGGAGGGAUGGUUGGAGAUUUGUCUUUCAUGCAUCCUGACUUCGUGCAGUCAUUCUUUGCUGGUUUGGCUGCUUCUGGAGCCCUAACAUCUGGCUUGAGGCUAGUUACAAAAGCGGUUUUUGACAAAAGUGAUCAUGGUCUUCGUAAGGGUGUUAUUCUAUUCCUCUCUCUCUCAACAUUGUUUGAAUUUGUUUGCAUAUUCCUAUAUGCAUACGUCUUUGGGAAACUUCCGAUUGUGAAGCACUUCCGUAAGAAGGCAGCUUUGGAAGGUUCCAAAACAGUUACAUCUGAUCUUGCUGCUGCUGGGAUCCAUACCGAAUAUAAUGAAAAAAUUACUGAUGCUAAACACGAGCGCUUAAGCAACAAGGAGUUGUUACUUGAGAAUAGAGAUCAUGCCUUCAACCUCUGGUUUAUAUACGCACUUACAUUAUCAAUCUUCCCUGGAUUCUUAUACGAAAACACCGGUGAACACCAACUAGGCUCUUGGUAUGCUGUUGUCCUGGUGGCAUGCUACAAUGUUUGGGAUCUGAUUGGAAGAUACGUCCCUCUCGUUGAAUCCAUCAGAUUGGAAUCUCGAAAGGGUCUCAUCGUUGCAUGUGUGUCGCGUAUUCUGCUCAUUCCUUGCUUCUAUUUCACUGCCAAGUAUGGAGACCAAGGAUGGAUGAUCAUGCUAGUCUCGAUUCUGGGACUAACAAAUGGCUAUCUCACAGUUUGUGUACUCACGGUUGCUCCGAGGGGCUAUACGGCACCGGAGCAGAACGCGUUGGGUAAUCUGCUAGUUGUAUUUCUUCUUGGUGGUAUAUUUGCAGGCGUCGUUCUCGACUGGUUGUGGCUUAUCAACAACGCGUCGUUUUGAGGAACGACGACGUCGUUUGCUCAUUUACAGUGGGGAGCUACUGGUUUUAUUUCUUCUUUUUCCUGGAAGUGGAUACAAAUAAUUGGUGUUUCUUCUUUUUAUGCAAUUUCAGGGGGAUAGAAUCCAGUUUUCAUGAUUUCGGAAACAAAAGUUAAUAAUUGUAAUGCAAAGAAAAUUGAGUGGGACUCAGAGAUUGCGAAGCCAGUAUUGCCCAAAGAAAUAAAUAAAAGUUUGGUCUCA